UUUCGCAUUCAGUUUGCGUUUACAUUUUCGUUGACGUUGAAUAUUUUCGAACGAAAAAUGUUAGCAUCUCCUCGUUCAUUUGGGAUCUUACUAUGUUUUUAACGUGUUUUUUAUUUAAAGUGAUUAUGGUGUAUACAGCAGCGAAUGCAGCUACAUUAACAAAUAGUUCAACAAUACACUCCAAUAUGACGCUGCAGCGUUUAACAGCGCUUCGAGCUCUCAUGGCAAGUCAACCGACAGCGCUGUCUGCGUAUAUUAUACCGACCGCAGACGCACAUAACUCCGAAUAUAUCGCAUCAGUGGAUGCCCGUCGGGAAUGGAUAUCAGGAUUCACGGGUUCUGCCGGCACUGCUUUAGUAACAUCUUCGCAUGCACUAGUCUGGACUGAUGGGAGAUAUUACACCCAAUUUGAGAAGGAAACGGAUAAUACGCUGUGGACAUUAAUGAAGAUGUCAUUGACGGAAACUUUGACGAUGGAGAAAUGGUUGACAACAAAUUUAGUUGAAGGGUCAGUUGUUGGGGCAGAUCCGAAAACGAUGAGCAGAGAUGAAUGGACGCCAUUACAGACAGCUUUGAAAAAAGCCAAAAUGGAAUUAAUAGCGGUUCCUAACAAUUUGGUUGACCAAGUGAGGGUUCAGACGAAAGAUGCUCCUCCGAGAAGACCGCAUAAUGAGAUUCUACCACUGCAUGUUAAAUAUACAGGUAAAGCUUCCGGUAAGAAGAUAGAAGAAUUAAGAGAGAAGAUGAAGGAGAAGAAAGCGUCUGCGUUGGUUAUAACCGCAUUAGACGAAGUUGCGUAUACAUUAAAUCUACGUGGUAGUGAUAUACAAUAUAAUCCCGUCUUCUUCUCUUACUUGGUGAUCACCACCAGCUCAGCAAAGCUGUUCUGGGGUGAUGGGACACUCUCCCAAUUGGUGAUAGACCAUUUAACUUCGGAAGGUGCGACAGUGCAAUGUAGACCCUAUGAUAGUAUCGUGGAAUAUCUACAUGAAUUGGCUAAAGAACUAUCGGAAAGCGGAGAUGGCUCCCACGCUAUUUGGUUGUCAAGUGAUGCAAGCGAAGCUAUACAUAGGGCUUCUGCUGGGGAGACAGUUUUGAAGAAACCAUUAGAUUUAAUAUCGGAAGUAUCUCCGGUGGCAUUGACUAAGUUGAUUAAAAACGAGGUGGAAUUACAGGGUUUUCGUAAUUGUCACGUCAAAGAUGGUAUAGCCGUGGUCAGAUUCUUCAAAUGGCUCCACGAAGAGAUUGGAAAAGGCUGUACAAUAACUGAAAUACAAGCUGCUGAUAAGCUUUUGGAAUUUAGAUCUGAGGAAGAAGAUUUCUUAGGUCCAUCAUUUGAGACUAUAGCAGGUGCCGGAGAAAAUGGUGCUAUUAUACAUUACAGCCCUUCUAAAGGGGGUGAGCAGAGGGUCAUAGGCGUUGAUGACAUGUUUCUAUUGGACUCUGGUGGACAGUACAGAGAUGGUACAACCGAUAUAACUCGUACACGUCACAUGGGUGUGCCCAGCGCUGGGCAAAAAGAUGCAUUUACAAGAGUAUUGAAGGGUCAAAUAAUGGUGGGCAGUUCUGUAUUCCCACAAGGGGUUAAGGGCAAUGUAUUAGACAGCUUCGCUCGCCAGCACCUGUGGCUUGCUGGACUGGACUACGCGCACGGCACUGGCCACGGCGUGGGCCACUGUCUCAACGUGCACGAGGGGCCCUCCGGAGUCUCCUGGAGACCCUACCCCCACGACCCCGGCCUUCGCCCCCGACAGAUACUCAGCAAUGAGCCCGGAUACUAUAAGGUGGGGGAGUACGGCAUCAGACACGAGGAUCUGGUGGAAAUCAUCUCCAUCACCAAGGAAUCUGAUCAUCCCAGGGCGCGCGGUCUGCUAGGUGACUUCGAGGGUCGCGGCGCGCUCGCCUUCAGCACACUCACGCUGGUGCCGCAUCACAAGGAAUGCUUGGAUAUCAAUCUGCUUGAUGAUUUUGAGGUAUCCUACAUAAAUGCCUACCACGCCCGAGUGCUGAACACUUUAGGUCCUAUUCUUGAAGCUAGAAACCUAAGUGAAGACUACACUUGGUUGAAGGAGCAAUGUGCGCCCAUUGUUAAGUAACAGAUUCAAGUUAAAAACGUCCCAAUGCAAGCUUUUAUGGAUAUUGAUAACAUUUAUAUGCAUUUUUAAUAUUUGUUAAGUGUAUAUAAUUUUUUUAAUAAAUUUAUAACUGCA
Molecule: messenger RNA, 2210 nt
Organism: Papilio polytes (common Mormon)
Lineage: Eukaryota; Metazoa; Arthropoda; Insecta; Lepidoptera; Papilionidae
Gene: ApepP
Product: xaa-Pro aminopeptidase 1-like
Exons: 17
Coding region: 93-2096 (667 amino acids)
Molecular function (GO): metalloaminopeptidase activity
Source: RefSeq, a predicted model, not a curated record